Messenger RNA from Glossina fuscipes, 2477 nucleotides. Its product is annotated as vitamin K-dependent gamma-carboxylase. The record is from RefSeq and is a predicted model, not a curated record. The coding region runs from base 345 to 2441 and encodes 698 amino acids. Gene Ontology annotation, biological process: peptidyl-glutamic acid carboxylation. Lineage: Eukaryota; Metazoa; Arthropoda; Insecta; Diptera; Glossinidae. Gene Ontology annotation, molecular function: vitamin binding; gamma-glutamyl carboxylase activity. The transcript has 5 exons.
AAACAAAAAAAAAAAACAAAAAAAAAAAACAAAAAAAAAACAAAAAGAAAAAACCCGCUAUAGGAUUCUGCUUGUUGGAAUUAAAUUCUUAUCAUUGCAAUGCUUGCUUGGCUAAGCAUAUUUCUGUUUCCGUGUACAUAUAUAAAUAAGAAGGCAUCUUUCGGCGAACAUUUAGUCACUUUGUUAAAGUGUGCUUUUCGAGAUUUUUAUAUUUAACGCAAUGGCAUCGCAUAAACAAUAUUGAAAGAGUUUUUAACAAAAAAAAAAAAAGUAAUUCUCAAGUUGAACGUAAAAAACGACCGUUAAAAGUCAAAAUAAAAGUCGCAGAGAGACAGACGAAGGAUAUGUUUUAUCGGCAAGAAUAUCCAGCUCUAAGAGAUAGCACAAAUCUACGGAAAAGAAUCAGUGACAAAUUGAAAGAAUUCAUAACAAUUUUUGGGGGUUAUGAAGCAUAUCAUUUUUCGACAUUUACAAAUUUUGGAAAGUGGUUACAUAGACCAGUGGAUGCUUCCGCCUUGGGAAUUUUUCGGAUCCUAUAUGGCUUAAUUAUGUUAAUUGAUUUAGCGGAGGAGAGAGGCGGCGGUCAAAUGGAUGUACGUUUUGGAGAACCAUUAAAAUGUCAUUUUCCUUUAUUUGGAGGGCUAAAGGCGUUUUCGUUUCCAACGAUGGGCUGCAUUUAUAUGAUCAUGUGGUUUGGAGCAGUUGGCAUUGCAUUGGGUUAUCGUUUUCGGCUAAGUUGUUCAGCCUACAUUUUACCCUAUUGGUAUAUAUUUUUACUAGAUAAGCCGUCAUGGAAUAAUCAUAGUUAUUUGUUUGGCUUGAUAGGCGCCAUGUUACUAUUUACCCAAGCUAACCGCUAUUGGGCCUUGGACAAAUAUUUGAAUCCCAAUCUUCCAAGUACGGUACCAUAUUGGAAUUAUUUUUUAAUUAAAUUUCAAUUUUUCAUAUUAUAUAUGUACGCGGGACUAAAGAAAUUUUCUCCAGAAUGGUUGGCCGGUUAUGCUAUGUCUUCAUUAAGCCACCAUUGGGUUUUAAGCCCAUUUUGCUGGUUUUUGUCUUACGAAAUGGUUGAUUUAUUAAUCGUCCAUUGGUUUGCAGCCAUCUUCGAUUUUUCCAUAGCAUUUUUUAUGACUUGCGAAUUGACUCGCGUGUGGGCCACGCCAUUCAUGUUACUAUUUCAUUUAAUGAAUUCGAGGCUCUUCGUUAUAGGUAUGUUCCCAUGGGUUUGCCUGGCUCAAGUGCCCAUGUUUUAUGGAUGCGAUUGGCCCCGCAAAAUAACGCGUCUAAAUUGUAAACAUUUAUCGUUUUGCAUACGAAGGCCGGAAGUUGAAGGCAAACAUAGAAAUGCUGAAUGCAAAACAGAUUCGACGAAGUCCGAUAUGGAUAAAAAUGUUCCUGAUAAUUCGAGCACGCGUUGUUUAAAGCUAGAGAAAUACCAAACCGCAAAUAUGAAUCUAUUUCAAAAAUGUCGCACUUUGUUAGUCUUAUUUUAUUGCUGCCUGCAGCUAUUCCUGCCUUAUUCUCAUUUCAUAACCCAAGGUUAUAAUAACUGGACAAACGGCCUGUACGGCUAUUCAUGGGAUAUGAUGGUUCAUUCCUAUGAAACGCUAGAGGUGCAAGUCAAAAUUGUCGACAAUUUAAAUCAACAAGAACAUUAUAUGGAUCCUUAUGCAUUUACCGAAUACGACAGAUGGACAAAGUACGCUGAUAUGGCCAAACAAUACGCUGAGUGUAUACAAAAAAAUUUACACCGACUUUAUUUAAAAAAAUCCAACGCAAUACCGCUCAAAUCCUUAAAUAUUUCAAUUUAUUUUGAUGUUUGGUGUUCGAUGAAUGGUCGUUUAAUGCAGCGGGUAUUUGAUCCUCGUGUUGAUUUAAUGACGGCAGAAUGGUCCCCAUUUAAGCGAACUGCUUGGUCUCUUCCAUUGCUAGAUGAGUUUAAACAUAUUCGCCCCAAGUUACUGACCAUAAGCAACGAGGUUUAUAACUGGAAUAAUGCUACUGAUGUUCUUUUUGUAGCCGAUUAUCCAAGUUUAACUUUGAAGAAUAUAUUGCCGCCCGAUAUUAUUAACACUACGCUGACAAUUCUUGAGGGCAACGUACGUUAUGCUGAAAUGCAAUUUAACGAGAGUUAUUUUCUAACUGCUGGCAAAUCCGUAACCAUAUCCGGCGGUGUAGAGUACCGCGUUACUACAGUUGGUUUAACUCCCGCGAUUUAUAUGAUAACCUAUACAAAUAAAACGAUAUUAGAGGAUAUCCUAACCGUGGGAGAUAAAGACAAUAUAUCGAAGAAAUCUUGGUUGCCACUGUUGCAAGAAUUUAAGGCCAGAUUAGAAAAUUAUAAACGCUUCCUGCAACAUAUGGGCAAUUGUGUGCUGUACCUGAUGUAUGGCGUACCCAUACCUUUGCAACUGAGAGAAAAGCAUAUUAACCUGACAUAAAACUUCCUCGCAUCGCUCAUGUAUAAAUUUAUUAAU